GUGCCCUGUGAACAUGGAGGCCGGGUCCCGGUCAGCUGUCAUGUACUAGUGUUCGUUAUCAUUCAUUCCUCUCGUCCGGCCAUGAUUCCCUUUACCGUGAACAUUAAGCUGUCCACCCGGACGCUCACCGGAGCCCUCACCGUGCACAACAAGGGGGCGCUAGACUGGGGAUGUCAAGGUCUAAUUGCUUAUGGCUGUCACUCUCUGGUUCUUGUGGUGGACCCCAGCACCGCACAAACACUUCAGGUCCUAGAAAAACACAAAUCGGAUGUAGUCAAGGUUAAAUGGGCAAGAGAAAACUAUCAUCAUAAUUUGGGUUCCCCCUAUUCCCUACGGUUAGCAUCUGCUGAUGCCAGUGGAAAAAUUGUGGUCUGGGAUGUUACAACUGGUACAACGCGGUGCGAAAUACAAGAAUACUCUAAACCUGUCCAUGACAUGCAAUGGUUAUGGAGCCAGGAUGCCUCUCGUGAUCUUCUGCUGGCCGUUCACCCACCUAAUCUCAUUGUGCUGUGGAAUGCAGACACCGGAACCAAACUGUGGAAGAAAAGCUACGCAGAGAACAUCCUGAGUUUUUCGUUCAAUCCUUUCCAGCCUUCACAACUUGCCUUACUUACCAGUGAGGGCAUCGUGUUUGUCUCUGACUUUUCCCCAUCUAAGCCUCCAGCAAGUAGUGGACGGAAAGUUUACAUCUCAAGCCCUCACUCCAGCCCUGCGCAUGCAAAGCCAGUGUCUGCUACAGGGGCAAAGAAAGCCCUGAACAAGGUCAAGAUUCUCAUCACCAAUGAGAAGCCCAGUGCUGAGGCUGUAACACUGAACGAGUGUUUGCAAUUGUCCUACUUGCCUUCAAAACGCAACCACUUGCUAUUGCUUUAUCCCAGGGAGAUACUCAUCUUGGACCUGGAGGUUAACCAGACUGUGGGAAUUGUAGCAAUUGAGAGGACAGGAGUGCCUUUCUUGCAGGUGAUCCCUUGCUUUCAGAGAGAUCUGCUUUUUUGCCUGCAUGAGAACGGCUGUAUUACAUUACGUGUGGGCAGGCAAGGCUGUGGAAACUCGGGCGUGCCAAAUGAAGAGGGAGAAAUCGAGACUCAUCAGACCAGGCAACAUUUUUCCAGUCUUCAACAGUCCAAUUUUGAGUCGGAUCCAGUGCCGGAGAUGACUUAUGAUUUGCGCUGUCAGUGUGACGCCAUUCGGGUGACUAAGACAGUACGCCCUUACGGCAUAACCUGCCACCCUAUUAAUGAAAAUGCUGUUGCCCUCAUUAUCAGCGAUGGAAGGGUCAUGAUUUGGGAGCUGAAGUCUAGUUUCCCUGGAAGGAAGAUACGCAAUACCAGUGGCUCCAGUGCAUGCAUGUUAUAUGCUCCUCUAUCGUUCUGUGGGAAACCAGAUCUCUCACUUGACAGUAUGAUAGCAGGCCAGAGUCUGUCCGACUCUCUGCAGUCUGUAAGUUCUCCAGAAGUGCACCUCAAGUUCCUGCUCACCGGCCUCCUCUCUGGGUUGCCACAGCCGCCCUUUGUGGUGAGAAUGUGCCCUCCGCUCACCACAAAGAAUAUCGCACAAUAUAAACCCCUUCUUGCAGUAGGUACGAGCAACGGUUCAGUCUUUGUGUAUAAUCUGACCAGUGGACUGCUACACAAGGAGUUAAACAUACAUUCUUGUGAGGUCAGGGGCAUCGAGUGGACCAGUCUCUCAAGCUUCCUGUCUUUUGCCACCUCCACUCCAAACAACUCGGGUCUGGCGAGAAAUGAGCUGCAGCUGGUAGAUCUUCUUACUGGCAGAAUUAUGGCUUUCAGAGGAGAGAGGGGCAAUGAUGAACAACCCAUGGAAAUGAUUAAAGUGUCUCAUCUCAAGCAGUAUCUGGUUGUGGUGUUUAAAGACAAGCCAAUGGAAUUGUGGGAUAUCAGGACGUGUACCCUGCUGCGGGAAAUGUCCAAGGUCUUCCCUACUGUAACAGCCUUGGAGUGGUCGCCUUCUCAUAAUCUGAAGAGUCUUCGUAAGAAACAUAUGGCAGCUCGCGAGGCAAUGGCACGUCAGACAGUCUCUUCAGACGCUGAUCUGAGCAGUGUUGAAUCCUCAGUCAUCAGUCUGUUACAGGAGGCGGAGAGCAAGUCGGAGCUGAGCCAGAAUAUCUCUGCACGGGAACACUUUGUGUUUGCAGACACAGAUGGGCAAGUUUAUCACCUUACCGUGGAAGGGAACACUGUGAAAGACAGCGCCAGGAUUCCCCCAGAUGGCAGUAUGGGAAGCAUCUCCUGCAUUGCUUGGAAGGGAGACACUUUGGUUCUGGGAGACGUGGAUGGAAACCUAAACUUCUGGGACUUAAAGGCCCGGGUCUCAAGAGGAAUACCAACCCGCAGGAGCGGUGUCUGGAAAAUCCGGUUUGCCCCAGGAAAAGGCAACCAGAAGCUAAUUGUGCUCUUCAGUGAUGGAGCGGAAGUUUGGGAUACAAAGGAGCAGCUUCAGAUGGUGAGUUCCCUGCGCACGGGAAGAAAUAUGAAUUAUCGUGUGCUGGAUGUUGACUGGUGCUCAUCAGACAAAGUCAUCUUAGCUUGUGAUGAUGGUUGCAUCAGAGUCCUGGAGAUGUCCAUGAAACCUGCAUGCUUCAGAAUGGAUGAACAAGAACUGCUAGAUCCCGUCUGGUGUCCAUACCUGCUUCUUCCAAGAUCAUCCCUCGUCCUUAAAGCCUUUCUGUUGCACCAGCCUUGGGGAGAGAAGCAUUCCUUAGAUAUCUCUAGCACUGACUUCCCAGAGCACGAUGACAUCAAGAACCUGAUCCAGCAGCAAAUCAACGCAUUGACCAAUGAUAUAAAGGAUCUUUUCCUGGACCCGGAGUUCACUCUCCUGCAGAGGUGCCUACUGGUUGCAAGGUUAUAUGGCGAUGAGUCUGAGCUGCAUUUUUGGACUGUGGCAUCUCAUUACCUUAAGGUUUUCCAAAGUGAUGCACCUCACGUCAGCAUUUCAGCAAACCCCUUGGACAUCUGUUAUGACCUGCUGUGUGAGAAUUCCUAUUUCCAGAAAUUCCAGUUGGAUAGAAUUUGUCUGCAAGAGGUGAAGCGUUCAAGCUAUGAACAUACAAGGAAGUGUGCAGACCAGCUGCUUCUCUUAGGGCAGACAGACCGAGCUGUACAGCUGCUUCUAGAAACCAGUGCUGACAACCCACAGUAUUACUGCGAUUCCUUGAAGGCAUGCCUCGUUACCACAGUUACAUCCUCUGGACCCUCCCAGAGCACAAUUAAGUUGGUAGCAACCAACAUGAUUGCCAAUGGGAAACUGGCAGAGGGGGUGCAGCUGCUCUGCCUGAUAGACAAGGCUGCAGACGCCUGCCGCUACCUCCAAACUUACAAUGAAUGGAACCACGCAGCCUGGCUGGCAAAGGUGCGACUGAAUCCGGAGGAAUGCGCCGAGGUCAUGAAGCGUUGGGUUGACCAUCUCUGUUCACCACACAUCAACCUGAAAUACAAAGCAAUCCUUGUUCUCCUCUCUCUUGGCUGCUUCAGGAAAGUCAUUGAGAUGUUACACAGCUUGCGUUGUUUUGAUCGCGCUGCCUUGUUUUUGGAAGCCUGUCUGCAGAACUCAGCAAUUGAAAUCAGCAUUGAAACCAAUAAACUGAUCUCUGCAGUAUUUGCAGAUUAUGCCCGUGCCCUCCGCUCUAUAGGUUUUACCCAGGGAUCUCUGCGUUUUGCCCAGAAGGCAGGAGAUGCUGGGGCAGAGCUGGUGUCUGAGCUUCAGAGCAACAAAUUCGAAGAUGAAAAAUGAGGCAAAUAACUGAACAAUUGCCCAUCUACUGAAAACUGAAAGAAUGAAGGAAACGUGGAAUUACAAUUACAACAGAUCAUUGCACUCAGUACACCCUCUGCUAUUCCUCUUGUUCCAGCUUGAAUAUUGAGCCUCUCCGUGCAUUCUUACCUGUAUACAGUAAAUGACACUACCUGACAACCAUUCCAAUAUAUUCCUUACUGUACGAACUACAGCACAAAAUACUGAAGAUAGAACCAGGAAUGGCUAUUGCCAUGUUCUCCAAACAGUGUAGUAUUGACACAUAUGGCACCUAAGUUUAGUCCUGAGCAGGUUGGGUACUUACAGUUUACCAGAUUUUCAGAAAAAUUGAAAUAAUUAAAACUAUAGUUUAGAGUUCAUUUGGAAAACAGUGUUAUUCACUUGACUUAUAUAAACCCAUCUGAUGAUUAUCAUAAAGAAAACCCCGCAAGUGAUGUGUAAUAGGCUAAAAUAAUUCUGGUAAGUUCUCCAUGCGGGGGAAGUACCGUAUGUUCUUGAUGUACAGUUAGAAAAUCAAUUCAUUGUCUCAUAGGAGCUGCAGGCUUAUCUUACAUAAAAAGUAGAAAGACCCAGCUUCCGAUAAAACA
This is a messenger RNA of Bufo gargarizans (Asiatic toad), 4361 nucleotides long. RefSeq names its product WD repeat domain 11 (gene WDR11). Gene Ontology annotation, molecular function: protein binding. The record is from RefSeq and is a predicted model, not a curated record. The coding region runs from base 82 to 3753 and encodes 1223 amino acids. The transcript is spliced from 30 exons. Lineage: Eukaryota; Metazoa; Chordata; Amphibia; Anura; Bufonidae. Gene Ontology annotation, cellular component: cytoplasm.